Messenger RNA from Helianthus annuus (common sunflower), 2297 nucleotides. Its product is annotated as subtilisin-like protease SBT4.15. The transcript is spliced from 10 exons. Bases 1 to 2166 code for a protein of 721 amino acids. Gene Ontology annotation, molecular function: serine-type endopeptidase activity. The record is from RefSeq and is a predicted model, not a curated record. NCBI's taxonomy places the organism in Eukaryota, Viridiplantae, Streptophyta, Magnoliopsida, Asterales, Asteraceae. Gene Ontology annotation, biological process: proteolysis.
AUGGGAGCUUCACCUGUUGAGAAGACGUUGACGUCGAUUGCAGAUGAUCACCAUAGUCUUCUCUCGGAUACCAUUGGAGAUGAAACACUUGCAAGAGAAUCCAAGUUGCAUAGUUAUGGAAGGAGCUUUAAUGGUUUUGUGGCAAAUUUGUUACCUCAUGAAGCAAAACAACUCUCACAUUUAUGCAAAAUAUUUGUUGCAGAUAAAGAAGGAGUUCUAUCAGUGUUCCCAAACACCAAACGUGAGCUUCACACAACCAGAUCAUGGGAUUUCCUUGGAAUGCCACUAGAGGGAACAAAAAGGAACCUAAAAGUCGAAAGCAAUCUCAUCAUUGGUGUUCUUGAUACCGGGGUAUGGCCUCUCUCUCCUAGCUUCGAUGACAAAGGCUACGGUCCUCCUCCUCCAAAAUGGAAGGGGAAAUGCGUUGUCGCUGGAAACUUCACAGGUUGCAACAACAAACUGAUUGGUGCACAAUAUUCCCACAUCAGUACAAAGCCCGACCAGAAGUUGUCACCUGUAGACCUGGAAGGCCAUGGAACCCACACGGCCUCAACGGCUGCAGGCAUCCCUGUGAAGAAUGCUAAUGUUUUCGGUAUUGGGAAAGGGACAGCAAGAGGUGGGGUGGACGCAGCACGUAUAGCAGCUUAUAAAGUAUGUUGGAGUGGUAGUUGUUCCGAGAUGGAUUUGUUAGCUGGAUUUGACAUGGCAAUCGCCGAUGGGGUUGAUGUAAUAUCAGUCUCCAUUGGUGGUACUCCUAGACAGUUAUUCCAAGAUUCAAUCGCAAUUGGAGCUUUUCACGCGAUGAAGAAGGGGGUCUUCGUUGCAUGCUCAGCAGGCAACGAAGGCCCCCAUCAGCUCACGGUGAAAAACAUAGCACCGUGGGUCACAACCGUCGCUGCAUCAAGUUCCGAUAGGCAGUUUGUAUCUGAUGUUAAGUUGGGCAACGGUCACACUAUCACGGGAAUUUCUCUUAAUACAUUUUCGCCAAGGAAGAAAAUGUAUCCCUUAAUAAGUGGUACCCUUGCAGCCAAUGCUAGUCAAAUAUACCGAAACGCAAGUGCUUGCGACUUUGACUCGUUGUCGGAUGAAAUGGUGAAGGGAAAGAUUGUGUAUUGUGUGGGAAAAAAUGAACAAGAUAUCACAUUGUACAACAAACGAGUGGCCGGAUUAAUUUUGUCACGAGAUAAGGACUAUGAUCUACCUUCUACGUUUCUCAUCCCAGGAACCACAGUAAGUCAGGAGGAGGGUUUAAAUAUCGAUCACUACAUCAACUCCACCAAAAAGUCUGCCGCCGCCGUCAUACAAAAAACAAGAUCCAUUACGAUGGAUGAUGUGCCAUUUGUCACGUCUUUCUCUUCAAGAGGACCACAGCUUAUAACUCCCAACAUCCUUAAGCCUGAUAUCGCUGCACCAGGACUCGGCAUAUUGGCUGCGUACUCAAAACUAUCAAGCAUGACCGGACACCCAGACAUGGACAAACGGUUUGUGGAUUACAAAAUAGCAUCUGGAACUUCAAUGGCUUGCCCUCAUUUGGCCGCAGCUGCAGCCUAUGUUAAAUCCUUUCACCCCACUUGGUCGCCAGCUGCAAUAAAAUCAGCUCUAAUGACAACUGCAACAACAAUGAAAGUGAACACAAAAGACAUGGCAUUGGCAUCGGGCUCGGGUCUUAUAAACCCAACCAAAGCACGAAGCCCUGGUCUCGUUUACGACAUCAACACGAGUGCCUACAUUCGGUUCCUAUGCAAAGUAGGCUACAACAGCACAACUCUUGCCAUACUGAUUGGUGGAAAGAAAACAUACCAUUGCAACAACUUUAAACCAACAAAAGGUGUUGAUGGCCUUAACUAUCCAUCAAUACAUUUGCAGGUUGAAAGCAAUGUCACAACCUUUUCUGUGGUCUUUAAACGGGUUGUAAAGAACGUAGGCGAUGAAAAAGUUACCUACAAAGCCCAGGUGGCGAGUCCUAAGGGACUUUCGAUCAAGGUUGAGCCGAGUAAGCUAUCCUUUGACAAGUUAAACAAGAAAAGAGCGUUUACGGUUGUUGUGGAGGGGAAGUUUGAUCGAAAGGAUGCGUCUUUGUUGUCAGGAUCACUUGUUUGGAAGAAUGAUAAGCAUUCUGUAGUAAGCCCGGUUGUUGUAUACAGGUAUAUACCUCCAAUAUGGUAGUAUAACGAGGUGUAGGAGCAAAGUACGUAGAAUUCUAUCUUUUGAUUAUAAUCAAUCUUGAGUUCUUGACUGAUAAAUUUGAGAUGUAAUAGUGAUGAAAGUGCCAAUGUUUAUCUGCGUUGAAUUUAUUA